AUGGCUCCGACGCAGAUCAUAGACACCUCCAAUUUCCCCCUCAGUGACUGGUUCUUCAUAGCAGGUGUUGAGAGUUAUCAACUUCGUUGGGGGAAGGAUGAAGAGCCCACGGACCUUGCCCCUACAGCGCCUGUCGAGCCUACAAUUGAGGAGGACAGGGCUGCCGAAGCCGAAGGGGACCUAAAAGGUGCAACAAACAAGAAGGCCAAGAGAAAUUCGUACCAGCGCCUGUCAAACCUCUCGGACGAAGCACGCUUGUCAAUAUCAUCCUUAUCCCUUUCCCCGGAGAGGAAGGGCACAGACAGCAACCGAAGUAGUACUACAAUCAAGGGGUCCCAGGUCAACGGCAACGGCCGCCUGCUUAGCGACACGGACUUUGAAAAUGCCUUGAAGAAAUUUGCUUCCCAACGAGACUCCUUUCUGUCGGAUUUGACCCUCAGCGCAGGGGCGGUGGUGCCCAACAGGCCUAGGGCUCGGCCCAAAACACAGAAAAUUGUCAAUGAAGAUGCAGCCGGUCUUAAGUCGGGAGUUGGGAGCAUACGGAGGCGGAUCUCCUUUCGGGAUAUGAACAGUAUGAAGAGGCAGUCAUCUGUCAAGAGACAAUCCUCGGUUCGAACGUCCAAACGAUUGAGCAACUACAACUCUGUCAUACCCAGCCCUCAGCCUUUGAAUGACGAGGUCAACACCCAUCCUUUGAAGCGAAGGUUCGAACCAGUGCUUCUAGACCGGUAUCCCCCCAGAAGCAUGGUGGAGGAGACCAAGCGAAGAGGGACUUUCCCAGACUACGUCCCAAUGUUUGCAUUUGCGAAUGAUAUCCACAUCGUCUCGGCAGAUGAGCGACCGCGUGCGACAUGGCAUGGCUUCGCAAUGACCUCUAGCGACAAUUCACGGCUCUACGGCAUUUGCAUAAUUGUGUGGAUUCCUCUCAAUGAGCGGGCGUCUGGAGAGCUGGAACGAGAAUGUGAGAAGUGGAGGCGAGACAACAUGACGGACGAGGAGCGAGAGCUAGCAAGCAGUCUAGGAGAGCGGCUCGCCGUUGAGAGGAUCAGACUAUCAAGGUUACUCGCACGCUUGCCAACAGUGGACUCUGGAUCUUCAGCAAGAGAGGAACUUGAAGACGACAUUAGUGCUGUGGAGGAGAAGAUAGGUCUGAUGGCGGAUCUGCUUCGACCGGUGAGGCACGGUGCUGCAGCAAAGAUCGAAGGCCUAACCAAUGGCGAAACCGGCCUUUGGAUACCGCGAUCAUAUGGCAUUCUUGGGCGCGAUCCGUACCUAACGAGCUUUUGGAAAGAAUGGCUCAAAGCGGUAGUGGUACCAAUGGCUGAUGGAAGUAUUGUACGAGUUCCCCCAAGCUCACCGAGAAUUGGGAUGUGGCAACCUUUGGAGAGAUAUGUUGUAAAUCUCUGCGCUGAGGCGUUGAGUCCGAUUUCCUCUAAAACUCAAGUGGAGGUAUCGAUCAGGGAGCUUCGCUUGUUUGCCAGGAAGGAAGCCGUCAAUGAGAUUCCAGGCUCCAGAAAUACUGAUCUCUAUGCGCUCUUUCGAGCAUUGUCUAUUCCAAACAUAGUGGUUCUUCUUGAGUUCGCUUUGGCCGAGUCUCGCAUUAUCCUCCUAUCUUCUCAUACUUCCAUGCUUCAUCUUGCAUCCAAGGCCCUCGUCGAGCUUCUAUAUCCUCUGACUUGGUGUGGUAUCUUCAUUCCAGUGCUUCCAGCAAGACUUAUCCAAGCUCUCGAAGCCCCUUGCCCUUACAUUGUCGGUAUUGAACGUGGGUAUGAAAAAGUCGAGCUUCCAGAAGACGACUUCAUACUCGUUGAUCUAGACCAGGACGAGAUCGAGUCGACUACAAGACCAACACCUAUGCCAAAGCAACAGCGACGGAAAUUGACGUCUUUGCUUCAGCUGGCCGCGCCACAUCAUAAUAGAUUUGGGGUUCCGAAAGGACCACCGGCUUAUGCGAUCGAGGCUUUUCCGUUUGAUAACUUCUCAUCUGAGAAUCCUCAAGUCUUUACCGGCAUGCCACAAUCAACUUUCUUGGCAAAGUAUGUUGGCCUUGACUCAACUUCGUUUGGAGACAGUGGUUCCAAUCUCUCAGCGAAGUCUCUCGUCUUCAACGCUUUCCAACCCCCAAAGAGUGACAAGAUAGAAAGUCAACGGCCAUCGACGAGUUCUACAGCAAAAGGCAGUACGCCUCCUUCCCCAAAGCUUUCACCGACCUCGACCUCGUUCCCACCUCUACCACUCACACCAACCUCCCGGAGCGACUCUGGCUUUGCCAUUCAAGCCAGCCUUCGCGGAAAACGAUCCGGGCAUUUCGAGACCGCUUCUAAAAGGAGCUCAACGUAUGCUCCUGAUCGAAACCCCAUCAACAGACGGCCCAGCGUACCAUUCAGUAACCACUCUUCGAGCCAUUCGACAACAACUAUAGGUACAGGAAAUUACGCCAUGUCAAGCUAUGCCCCAUCCAUUUAUGCUCAGUCCACGCUGGCAGCCUCAACGGUAAUGCCGAACAUGCUGAUGCAGCCCGUGCGGAACUCCGAUGGUACCAAUUGGGUUGAAGGUCACUGCCUCCAGUGGAGAUAUCAUGACGACCGCUCUGUGUGCACCAUCUGCGAUGACAAGGCUGAGGAUGGCAUCUAUAGAUGUACUGGAUGCGGCAUCAACGCUCAUGGUAGGUGUGCUCAGCAGGUCUGCAUUGUUUGCCCUGCGGCUUUCCACCCAGAGCAAGUGCGCGCGGCCUUUGCACGAUGCUUUGCAGCUCUGUUCUAUACGUACAGGAAGUUCCUGUCGCCUCCAAAUAAGGAGCAAAAGAAGGCUGGCUUGCUUUAUGGCUUCAAUAUGACUGGGUUCUUGAAGAGUCUGCCCCAUGAGAAUGCUGAGUACAUGCAGGUGUUGCAGCAGACGCAAGGCUUCAACGAGUUCAUUCACGAACGUGAAUCGAAGCCAGCCAGUGACCCGUCGAUCAUGCUCUUUGAUCAGAUGAUCCUUUCAAAGAGGAACCGGGGCCGGGCAUCUAUGUUUAGCAAAUCGAAGACGGACUUUCUCUCUGACACAUAUGAUCAUCUUUGGAGAACAGCAGCCGCCACACCACCCAAAGGUCGAAUUCCUGGGGAUGUGAGAGCAAUCAUUACGAGAGUCCCUGCGAAACUCGAUCCUACUUUGAUGAAAGAACCCCGUGUCCUCCAAGGUGUACCGCGAAUAAAUACCGUCAAGGCCACGAGAAAGCCGAUACCAAGCAUGUUAGGACCCAACGGGGCAAUGAACGGGCUCGCACAGUCACCGCCAUCAUAG
This is a messenger RNA of Letharia columbiana, 3285 nucleotides long. RefSeq lists its product as uncharacterized. The coding region runs from base 1 to 3285 and encodes 1094 amino acids. The record is from RefSeq and is a predicted model, not a curated record. Gene Ontology annotation, cellular component: cytoplasmic vesicle. Gene Ontology annotation, biological process: regulation of Rab protein signal transduction. NCBI's taxonomy places the organism in Eukaryota, Fungi, Ascomycota, Lecanoromycetes, Lecanorales, Parmeliaceae. The transcript has 7 exons.